Molecule: messenger RNA, 3444 nt
Organism: Micropterus salmoides (largemouth bass)
Lineage: Eukaryota; Metazoa; Chordata; Actinopteri; Centrarchiformes; Centrarchidae
Gene: aspg
Product: asparaginase homolog (S. cerevisiae)
Exons: 18
Coding region: 237-2240 (667 amino acids)
Biological process (GO): amino acid metabolic process
Molecular function (GO): asparaginase activity; protein binding
Source: RefSeq, a predicted model, not a curated record
AUGAAGGGCAUCCUCAAUGAGGAGGAGUCAAGUACUGAAGGUGACGUUAAACUCUAAUUAAAACUACGAUUCUGUUCUCCGUGUACUGCAUCACGUGGUUACAAUGGCGGCUGCUUUUCUGUAUAUAAGACUGGGGAAACGGUUCUGUGUUUCAGGGAGCGUAUAACGUUAGCACUUGAAGACAACCGUGUUUUAAACACGGUUUUAAGAGAGCCCCGCCUCAGCGGUACUUCAUCAUGGCGGACUCCAGCGUCAACAGCCUGACAUCCCUUGCCCGUGCGUUGUCACAAUCAAAACUGGAUCAGAUAGAAAGUAAUGAUGUCAGCCCUCCGCGAAGUAUUCAGCUUCAUCCGUGCCGAAGGAGAAAGUUGACGAGCUGCGCCUCAAUUGAGUCCCUUGAGCAGGCGACUUCACCUUCCGCCAUCGAGGCGCGAGUCCUGGUUAUUAACACCGGAGGAACCAUCGGGAUGACCCUUCACGACAACGUGCUUGCCCCAAAAGCCAAUGCUUUCGGGAAGAGCUUGUGCAAGUUGCCUAUCCUACACGAUGAGACGUAUGCCCAGCUCACCAGCCUGUAUGACUACUAUUCAUCUGAGAACACCUUGGUCCUGCCGAAGCCAACGGCCCAUUCUGACCAUCUAUUUCACGGGCUGAGUAAAGACAAUAAGAGGAUAAUCUACACAAUAUUAGAGUACAGCCCUUUGCUAGACUCCUCCAAUAUGACCACAGACGACUGGGGUAGAAUUGGAAUGGACAUUGAGAAAAACUACGAAGACUUUGAUGGUUUUGUGAUCCUUCAUGGCACAGACACUAUGGCUUACACAGCCUCUGCCCUGUCCUUCAUGUGUGAACAUUUGGGCAAACCAAUCAUUCUCACCGGCUCGCAGGUGCCUAUCUAUGAGAUGAGGAAUGAUGGCAGAGACAACCUGCUGGGAGCGCUGCUGAUUGCUGGCCAGUUUGUCAUUCCUGAGGUGUGUCUGUAUUUCUACAACAAACUCUACAGAGGGAACCGUGUGACCAAGGUGGAUGCUGGGAGUUUUAACGCAUUCUCCUCUCCUAACUUGGCUCCUCUGGCCACUGCUGAAGUGGAUAUUACAAUCAACUGGGAUACAGUGUGGAGGGCAAACACCACAGCAAAGUUUCAAGUCAGCACUGAGCUGAACAGGAACGUAGGCCUGCUCAGGCUGUUCCCAGGAAUCACUGCUGCUACUGUGAGGGCUUUCCUCCAGCCGCCCAUGCAGGGUGUGGUCCUGGAGACCUACGGCAGUGGAAAUGCCCCUGAUAACCGUCCUGACCUGUUAGAGGAGCUGAAGAAGGCCACUGACUCUGGGGUCAUCAUCAUCAACUGCACCCAGUGUCUGAGGGGGACUGUGUCUGCAUCUUACGCCACCGGCAAAGUGUUAAUGGAUGCAGGGCUGAUAGCUGGUGGAGACAUGACUCCAGAGGCUGCCCUAUCAAAGCUGUCUUACGUAUUGGCCAAGAAAGAGCUUGAUCUAGCUGCCAAGAAAAAGAUGAUGGCUCAGAACCUGCGAGGUGAGAUGAGUGCUGACUUAGCAGGAGCCAAGCUCUGUCUGAGCGACAGCCGUUUCAUCCAGGUCAUUGCCAAGUCUCUGAGCAUCAGCUGCAAGGAGGAGUUGGAAGCCAUCCGUGAUGCCCUGACUCCCCCAUUGGCAUGUGCUGCUGCUAAGCUUGGAGACAUAGAGGCCUUAGAAGCCCUGAAGGAAAUGGGCAGCAACUUGUGUCUGGGUGACUAUGAUGGACGUACACCCCUACAUGUUGCCUCCUGUGAGGGCCACCUCGAACUGGUGAAGUACCUAUUGAGUCAUGGAGCUACAGUCUAUGCUAAAGAUCGCUAUGGGGACACACCGCUAUGCAAUGCUGUACGCUUCAGGCACAAAAAGGUUGUGCAGCUGCUGAGGAUGACUGGGGCCCACUUUUCCAGAGACGAGUUGGAGGAAGCAGGAACCGAAUUGUGCAACUUGGCAGCCAGUGGUGACCUGGAGGGCCUGGAAAUCUGGAGCCUUGCCGGAGCAGAUCUGAAUAAACCAGGCUAUGACGGACACACAGCAAUUCAAGUGGCCAAAGCUGUUGACAAAAAGGAUGUGGUGGCAUUUUUAGUCAAACUCAUGAGCAAUAAAUCUAAGAGAGUAUUUGGGGAAUUUAAUGAAUAUGAUGAUGAUGAUGAUGAUGAUGAGAACGGUGGAGUGAUCGAGUUCACCGCCACCCCAAGAGGACUGUGAACUAAUGCUACCUCAUCCAACAGGAAACCACCCUGUGCUUGCGUCCACUUCCUGCCAAACCAUCCUCGACACGCCGUCCAAUGUCCUGUUGAAUUUCACGCUCGCUCUUCACUUUGAAUGUCUGCACCAUGCUUAUAAUCGCAUACUGUUUUUAAAGCCAUCCCUGCUUACAGUUUUCCCCCCAAAGCCAUUGAUAGCACAACUUCGUGUAACCACUGCUGUGAGUGCACAAAGCCCAAAAAGGAAACACUCAAUGUAUAUGUUGGAUUGUUGCACAGUAUGAAGCGUAGUAUCAUCAUGAAUGUUUGAAUCAAAUACUUUUUAUUACUAAGGGUGAUCUUCAACUGAGCUGUUUUAAUCAUGGAGAGCGCUGAAACCUCCCAUUACUCCUCACUCAACAGUGAAAGACAUCUGACUACGAUGACAUUACUUUUUAAAGUAAUGCUGUUUUUUGCUAUAGCAAUAUAAGCAUGAUGUCUGGAAGUGCAGGGUACAUUCACAGAUUUUAUUUUUAUGCGUAUUUCUACAGUGAGCUGCUGUAAAGUAGCAUGUAAACUAAUGAAAAACAAGGUUGUAUUUUUAUUAUCAGGGAUGUUCAACUGGAAUACUUUUUGGUUUAGGUUGAAAUAUACCUGAGCCUGUAGCAGAAGGGCUUAAUUUCCUUCUGCUCAAACAAGCACGAAAACCUGCAGUCACCUUUCAGACUCAUCCAGCCUGUUCCGUGUGCGGAUUGUCGAGCUGGAAGAGUUGCAUAUCUCCCUUUUGAAAUGGAAAAGGGAAAUUCAGACUAUAGUGUGAGCCAGAUAAAGACUUUUAACUACAGUAGUUUCUGGGUUCUUGUAUGCAUUUUGAAUGUGCUCUUGCGUUCGUGAUUGCAACAAAUAACCUGUUGUACUUUACUUAUCUUUCUUGUGCAACAAACCUAUUGUGUUAAACAUUGCUGCUCUUGUUUGAUGUAAUUUACACUUCAAACCAGUCUAGCAUUUUUUUUACACUUUAAUGUUAUCAUCGUUAAGAAAAUCUUCUGUGAUUACAUGUGACUUUAAAGUGCAAACAAAUUUGAAAAGACUUGAAAAUGCGUCCUGCUCUUUCCAAAUGCUGUUACUGUUUUACUGUUGUGUUCAAAAAGUGUGAGAAAAUGAUUCUUUGAUCUCUUUUAUUCUGUGUGGGGGUGAAGUAACAGAAAUAAAUGUCUUGUUUCAAA